GAGAGAGAGAGAGAGGGGACGAGGAGGAGGAGAGACAGUAUAAGCAAGCAAUGGAGCAAAAGCUACCAAGGCUAGGGGGUUCUCUGCUGGUUCCAAGCGUUCAAGAGCUGGCAAAGGAGCCCCUCAAAACAUUACCAACCAGAUAUGUCCGAACCGAUCUAGACCAUCCAUUGACUUCGUCAGAUACCACAACUAUACCGCAGCAGAUCCCUGUCAUCGACAUGAACAUGUUCAAGUCCGAAGAAUUCAUGAAUUCAGAGCUCGAAAAGUUUCACAAUGCAUGCAAAGAGUGGGGUUUCUUUCAGUUACUAAAUCAUGGAGUAAGUGAGGAAUUGGUGGAGAAAGUGAAGAAACAAGUUCAAGAAUUCUUCGACCUUCCAAUGGAAGAGAAGAAGAAGUGUUGGCAACAGCCCGGUGACUUGGAAGGAUUUGGUCAGGCCUUUGUUGUCUCUGAAGAGCAAAAGCUUGAUUGGGCUGAUAUGUUCUACAUAAUCACUCUUCCAAUCCAAUUGAGAAACCCCCAUCUGUUCGCUAAGCUUCCUCUUCCCCUCAGGGAUACCUUGGAGGCUUAUUCAAGAGACUUGAAAAACCUGGCCAUGGAAAUACUCAGUUUCAUGGCAAAAGCACUAAAAAUGGAACCUAAUGACAUGAAGUUACUGUUUGAAGAAGGAAUGCAGGGGAUGAGGAUGAACUACUAUCCUCCAUGCCCACAACCAGACCUUGUGAUUGGACUCACCCCCCACUCUGAUUCUGUUGGCCUCACAAUACUUCUCCAAGUAAAUGAAAUGGAGGGCCUACAGAUCAAGAAAGAUGGGAUCUGGGUUCCUGUUAAACCACUACCUAAUGCUUUCAUAGUCAACAUUGGAGACGUUUCAGAGAUUGUAACCAAUGGAGUCUACCAAAGCGUUGAACACCGAGCGAUGGUUAAUUCGGUGAAGGAGAGGCUUUCCAUUGCCACAUUUUAUGGUCCGAAGCUGGACUCAGAUAUUGGUCCAGCACCGAGCCUUGUUAGUCCAGAGAACCCUCCAAUGUUUUGCAGAAUAGGAACUGCAGACUACUUCAAGGGUUAUCUUUCUCGCGAACUUAGUGGGAAAUCGUACUUGGAUGUCAUGAGGAUUUCAAAGUAAAGAGGCUCAGAGCCCAGAGGGACUGAAAACUUCCUGUAUCUGAAUAUAUUGCUCAAUAAAACUGUUCUGUCCAGUACUUUUAAGUA
Tripterygium wilfordii is the source of this 1213-nucleotide messenger RNA. RefSeq names its product protein SRG1-like. Bases 51 to 1127 code for a protein of 358 amino acids. The record is from RefSeq and is a predicted model, not a curated record. NCBI's taxonomy places the organism in Eukaryota, Viridiplantae, Streptophyta, Magnoliopsida, Celastrales, Celastraceae. The transcript is spliced from 4 exons.